UAUUGCCGCGGAAAGUAUGCUAACUACAUGUCUAAGAACUGCCGAAAGAGUUGCAACCGUUGUCAAGGUGAAGAGGAAAACGAACACUUAAGAGGAGGAGAGUUUGAAGAUGACGAAGACAAAAUGAACGACAUUGAAGAACAGGACGAUAACAGAGAUGAAAACAAAGAAGACGAAGAAGGCAAAAAACCAGAGGAAAAAGCUCCCGAAGAAGACCUUGAAACGUUCUUCCUUGAGAUGUAAACAUUUUUGCACCAUCACCACUUCAAACUGAUGUGCAUCAACGUUGUAACCCUCCUUACUGGAAAUUAAUAUUUUUGAACGUAAUCAACUGAUGUUUUAGAACAAGCUUCAGUCUUAUUUAUCCGAUAGUAUGUUAGAAAUAGUUGUUGUAUCGUGUAAUCAGGACUUCCUUAAGUAUGAUGUAAUCUGCUCCGCGUCAGAAG
Stylophora pistillata is the source of this 446-nucleotide messenger RNA. RefSeq lists its product as uncharacterized. NCBI's taxonomy places the organism in Eukaryota, Metazoa, Cnidaria, Anthozoa, Scleractinia, Pocilloporidae. Gene Ontology annotation, biological process: proteolysis. Gene Ontology annotation, molecular function: metalloendopeptidase activity. The record is from RefSeq and is a predicted model, not a curated record.